GUGCUGGGGCAAGAGGUCGCUGAACCAGGUACAUGUGGAAACGACACGAGGUUACUGGAAGCAAACAGCAGAGAUAAAGGUUGUGCUGGCACCCCUGACACUAAAACCAACUUGGGUUCCAGGGCUCGGCUCUCGGAUGAGGACCUUGCGACAGAAGAAAGGCAACCCCGGCACCGAAUUCUGAUCUGA
Messenger RNA from Neurospora tetrasperma FGSC 2508, 189 nucleotides. RefSeq lists its product as uncharacterized. The record is from RefSeq and is a predicted model, not a curated record. NCBI's taxonomy places the organism in Eukaryota, Fungi, Ascomycota, Sordariomycetes, Sordariales, Sordariaceae. The annotation marks the transcript as partial. The transcript has 2 exons.